CUGAAGUGCAGGGAGCACCGUGAUGAGCUUAAGCUCUUCUGCAUGGAGGAAAGGGUCCCUGUGUGCUGUCUGUGUGUCCUGGUUGGCAUGCACAAGAACCACCAAGCUGCCCAGCUCCAUGAAGCCUGCACAGACUUCAAGAGCUUGCUAGAGACCACUAUGAACCGACUGCUGCAGAGGAGAGGUGAAGCAGAACAUGCCAUCCAGGACUUGGAGUCACUGUACACACAAACAGUGAAGUCUGCUGCAGAUUACAAAGAGAGAAUCUCAGACAAGUACAGCAGGAUCCGUGUUGUGCUGGAUGGCGAUGAACGUCUGAUGAUGCAGAUCAUAGACGCAGAGGAGACAUGUAUGACGGAGUGGCUGGAAGCCCAGAGGGGAAUCAUGGAGGCUCGGAUUGAAGAGAUAGACAGCCUCAGAGCCUCCAGUAAAUCACUCCUACAAGAAACAAAUGAUCUGCGAUUCCUACAGCAAAUCACAGCACAGAACCUUUGUUUUGAUUGUAGUGACCCUUUGGAUUUAGCACCAAUCCAGGAAAUAGACAAAGAUCUGUGCGACCCUGAGAAGCUGAGAACAAUAGAGAGGCUGGUGGAUGACCUCACAGUAGCUCUGUCCCAACACUUUCCACGAAUGUGGUCAUAUCUAAGUUCUCCUGCGCUGGACUCCAAAACAGCCCAUCCGAAAUUGGAAAUAUCCCAGGAUAGCAAACAAGUGUACUGGAGACAGCAGCCUGUCAGUGACGCCCUGAGUACUCAGCCAUAUGACUCCCAGUACAGUGUUCUGGGUCAGGAGAGUUUCACUACUGGCCAGCACUACUGGGAGGUCAUUGUGCAGGAGAAACCCUACUGGCUGAUAGGUGUGACCACUGGGCCAGUCGAUAAAAAAGACAGCCUAAAUCAGAAGCUCCCCGGCCUAGGUGUGAACAAGACAUCCUGGUGCAUCUAUCAUGGAGACGGACAGUACCUGGCAUGCCAUGACACACAGGAGAAACAGCUGUCAGUUGGGAUGAGAGUCAGAAAGCUGGGCAUACUGGCAAAUCUCCAGAAGGGGGAGCUGUCAUUCUACAAUGCAGACACUAUGACCCUGCUUCACUCUUUCUGUGUGCAGUGCAAAGAGCCUCUCUAUCCCAUACUUAACCCCUGCAAUGACGUGAAUGGACUGAACAGGCAGCCUCUCAUCUUGUUUUGUAUUAAGGACCCCUGGGAUUGGCAUUUAAACACAGAAGGAGAUAAAGAGUUACCUUAGAUGACAACCCUACUUUGCAGUGUUGUGAACACAGUUUCACUGAAAACAAAGUCUGUAUCUUUUCUUCCCAUGUUUACUCCAGUAAUGUGAAAAUGUCACACAUUAAAGCUACAGUACCAGUCAAAAGUUUGGACACACUUUCUCAUUGAUGUGAAUGGGAAAGUGUGUCCAAACCUUUGACUGGUAAUCAAUGACCCUGCAUGAAAUUGUCCCAGCUAAAACUACAACCAAUGACCAAGACAUAGAACUACCUCUGUGUUUGAAAAUUAUAGUUGAGAAUAGAUGUUUUAACCAUUUUUCUUUUAAAUGUACCUGACUAAUUCCCAUAUUAGUCUCAUGUUUUAAUCCUAUAUACCUUCUUAGACAUGAUUUUGACGUGAUGUAGUCCAGGGAGUAAAUGACCCGUGUAUAAACUACUGGCUCGCUCUUCUUUUACAACAAUCCCAUCAGCUCCCCAGACAAUGGAGGACUUGCAUGACUUCAGUCUCACAUGUCGGUGUCCCUCACAGAGUUGGCUUGCAUUG
Messenger RNA from Scomber japonicus (chub mackerel), 1769 nucleotides. Its product is annotated as tripartite motif-containing protein 14-like. The record is from RefSeq and is a predicted model, not a curated record. The transcript has 6 exons. Lineage: Eukaryota; Metazoa; Chordata; Actinopteri; Scombriformes; Scombridae. The coding region runs from base 43 to 1245 and encodes 400 amino acids. Gene Ontology annotation, molecular function: protein binding.